Messenger RNA from Haliaeetus leucocephalus (bald eagle), 1191 nucleotides. It is a transcript of the gene SIRT6, whose product is annotated as sirtuin 6. The transcript has 8 exons. Lineage: Eukaryota; Metazoa; Chordata; Aves; Accipitriformes; Accipitridae. The record is from RefSeq and is a predicted model, not a curated record. Gene Ontology annotation, molecular function: NAD+ binding. The coding region runs from base 1 to 1071 and encodes 356 amino acids.
AUGCGCGUCGUCCCCCCGCGGCCUCCCUACGCGCUUCCGCCCGGCCGCGACGCUGGCAACAAUAUUUUUGACCCGCCGGAGGAACUGGAGAGGAAGGUGCGGGAGCUGGCAGACUUGAUCAGGAGUUCCUCCAAUGUAGUGUUUCACACGGGGGCUGGAAUCAGCACCGCCUCAGGGAUUCCUGACUUCAGGGGGCCCAAUGGUGUCUGGACUAUGGAAGAGAAGGGGCUCUCCCCCAAAUUUGACACCACCUUUGAGAAUGCCAGGCCCUCCAAGACUCACAUGGCGCUGCUGGGGCUGCAGAGAGUUGGCAUCCUGAAAUUCCUGGUCAGCCAGAACGUGGACGGCCUUCACGUGCGUUCAGGAUUCCCACGGGACAAAUUGGCUGAGCUCCAUGGGAACAUGUUUGUGGAAGAGUGCGUGAAAUGUGGCAAGCAGUAUGUGCGGGACACAGUCGUGGGCAGCAUGGGGCUGAAGCCAACGGGCAGGUUGUGCAGCGUCACCAAAGCCCGCGGGCUGCGGGCCUGCAGAGGGAAGUUAAGAGACACCAUUCUGGACUGGGAAGAUUCUCUGCCUGACCGUGACCUCACUCUGGCGGACGAAGCCUGCAGGAAAGCUGAUCUCUCCGUCACUCUGGGGACCUCUCUGCAGAUCAAACCCAGUGGCAACCUCCCGCUGAUCACGAAGAAGAGAGGAGGGAAGCUGGUCAUAGUCAACCUACAAGCAACCAAACACGACAGACAGGCCGACCUGCGCAUCCACGCCUACGUCGAUGAUGUCAUGACGAAGCUGAUGAAGCACUUGGGGCUGGAGGUCCCAGAGUGGACAGGGCCGGUGGUGGUGGAAAGCGCUGAGCUCACCAAGCCCGAACAGCUCUUCAAAUUUGACCCCGGGGCUCGCGGGGUGCUGAAGGAGGAGCCCCUCUCCCAGCACAACGGCACGGGUGGGCUGUGCCCUGACCUUGGGACCACACUGGUGGAGCGCCGUGACAGUCUGAAGCAGGACUGUCCCAGCCCGGACAUGGGGCCAACGGCGGUGAAGAAGAUGAAGGUGGAGCCUCUCCUCACCUGACCCAGAAUGUUCCCUGUCUGUCUAGACACUCGUCUGUGCCGCUUUUCCUACCGACUUUUUUUAAUACCCUUAAACAUUGUCCCUUUUUUUAUGUAAGUAUUAAAUACACUCGAAUUGUGU